CGCUUUUCAGCAUAUCAGAGAGACUGCAGACGCAGCCUUCAAGCUGAUGUUGGACUGUGCACGCCCUGUUCUGCAACAUGGUGUCAAAGAGGAGGUGGAAGCCUUUAAGGCAGCUGCAUUGAUCAUUGUCAACAUCAAAGGGUACCAGCCACAAAGACCGAAUUCAGAUAUGUUGCGACCCAGUGUGCAAACGGGCGGCCGUCCUGCGUACAGCUUGCUGCAGCUAUACCAUGCCAUGUCGUUGAACAUCCAUCUUCGGAGCGCUGAUCGAUUUCAACUGGCGAUGAGUACUGCUAUUCAACUGGUAGACGUCCCAGCCGGACCAUCCUCAGCAACUUUGAGCAGGGCCCGUUACAAGGUGGACAUUCUGGGUAUGUAUGUCCGGCGCUGGCAGUGGGUGCGAGAUGGCUUCAAGAAGAAACACAUUGCCUUGUGCUAUGACGCUACCACUCAGAACAAAGAGUUGUUUGUCGUUGAGGAGUUCACAACCAGGGUCUCCGACGCAGUCUUGGAUUUGAAAACUGUGGCAGCAAACCAACUGAAGGAGGUUGAUGAUGAAGCGACCGAAGGGGCCCUCGUUGGAUUAGAUACUGGAAGUGGGUGUGAGUUGAAAACGGAUGUUCGGAUACUUCCCACGGUGAGCAUGGGCAAGGGAGCGACUACCUUUGUCAACAAGCUCGAUGCAUUGUUGUGGACCUUGGCAUUGGAGUGUGAUCAAGGCACAGAAGCCAAAUUAGCAGAGGCCGUGCAAGUGGAUGUGCAGGGCCUGUCCGAUGAUGCAUUGAAUGAUCUACAAGAUGUUGAUGUUGCCCAAGAAAUAGGUGACAGACUGGCAAUCGAUGGCAUGAGUGAUGUGCAAUUCAAUUUCAACACUGGCAUUCAACUGUCAAUGAAGCCAUUACAACUGGAUGACGAAGAUGAUCCACUGAACACAGUGACAAACGAACAUAGGGACACCGUGGAGCCAGCACUGCCCAAAGAUGCCGAGCUUCCUGAACCUCAACGGGCGUGGAAGCCGCUUCUUCCCUUGCUACAGGGAUUAGACACGCUUUUGAGCUCAGUGACAUGGAGGGAGCGCUUUGUGGCUACAUGUCUUGAGAAACACCCUGAUAAAGACAUCGUGGAGUUUUGGAGUGAAGAUCAUUUGAGGGGGAGUGCUGCACCAAAGAGAGCACGAAAGAGACGGGUCAAGAUGAUGCCACCAGGUGCUGCUGAUUGCUGCUUGAAGUGCUGUCGAGCCCCAGAGUUGGCAACAGGUCAAGCGAUGAACAUGCAAGCAUCGUUCCUAAAGAAGAGCGGCUUAGCCCAUCCAGAUGCCGAGCAGGCAUUUGAUUGGCCUCAAGCCAAGCCCAAUGCUGAACGCAAUGCUCAGCCGGUUGUCAGUACCCAGGAGCCCCCUUCAAUGAUGCUGGAAGAUGAUGCCGGUUUCAACUUGGAGAUUGUUUGUCGGAACCCUGCCCGUCCGAAUCUGCUUGAGAAAUUGAAGAGCACCACAUUUUUCUUCAGACCCGUGGAAGGAAAUCUUGUGCAUCACUCGAUCCUAGGUGCGUUCUGGGAGGCUGGAUCUUCCUUCUUUGUCGGACCCGACGAUGAUGCAUUGCAGCUCUUGCUGCGUGAAGGGUUAGUUGCCAAACGACCUGGUUCUGACAUUGACACGUUCAAUAUUACACAACAUGGCUUGGCAGUGUUGCAAGUGACCCAGACGUCAGUUCAGUCAUCAAAGUUGUCAGAAUUUUUGCCGGAAUCAAUGACUGACAUCACCAUCAACACGGACUUUGGUUUGGUUCUGACGCUUGGCAAACUAGGUUUUCUUCUUGAUCAGGAGAAGUCGGGUCCCGUUCUGGAGAAACCGAACCCGGACAUUGUGGACCUUGACUCAGAUGGGGAAGGGCACUGCUCGGAUGCUGAAACAUAUCAGUCGGAAAUUGAUUUGUCACCAGAGGGACCUGCAAUGGGUGACGAUUUCUUAGAGCCGGUAAUUCCAGCCGACUUGCCGCCAAGAGAGGAGCUGGAGGAGUUCAAAGGCAACAUGAAGCCUGAUGAUGAAGGAGAUGUCUAUGAGUUAACCGAUCAGGGCCGAACUAGUUUUGAGGUCGUCAACAUGUUGCAAUCGAAGGCCUAUCGCCCGAAAGCGGUUUUGGGAUCCUUGGAGAGCCGCAUUCAACCUCGGGUGUUGGCAAGAUUGAAAGAUGCGAGAGCUGAUGCGCUAAAGCUCUUUGAAACAUCAAAGUGUACGAAAAGGGUGUGGCUCAACGUCUACAAGACCUCGAAAAAGGUGAAGAAGAUGGCAAUGAAGCUGCGGUGUCAAGGGAGUACGAUGUGGCUGAUGAAGCCAAAUGUGCAUGACAUCGAGCGAUCCAAUGACCGCAUUGCUGGCCUGGCAGUUGACCCGGCUGAACGAUGGUUGCUGGCCAUUGAACAUCUGCACUCGAUGGGCAUUCCCCAAUGGCCUAUCCCAGGAUCAACUGACCCGUUUCCAGUCUUCAGCUACAAGCCGCCUCGUACAGUCUCCAAGCUAUGCAUACAUCAGUCAUUGGCUCGCUACAUGGCGCUGUACUAUUUGGUCUGGACCAAGCCAUGUCAAGAGACUGGUAGACUUCGCAGCUUGCGCCAGAGCUGCACCUUGGAGCAAAAUGCGAAGCCAGUGAAUCUGUGCGGUACCCACUCCAAUAGCAGAGAUGCGAUGUUCCAGCAGGCCAGCAAGGCUCGCAAUGCGACUGAGUUGUUGUCGGACCUACAGGCGAUGGAGCGCAAUAAUCCAGAAGAAUUUCUGAGUGUCCUGGACUUGGCCGUGGCCGCAAGCGACGGAUUGGAUCCGCCGGCAGCUGAACAUUUGUGGCACGAGCAGCUAGCUUCGUCCACUGUCAAGAAGGAUCAGGUGAAUGCUAGAAGUCGUGAUGGAAAAGACAUUGGGAAGGCAGUGAAGUGGAGGGGGGGGGUGUGGCGUAUUUGGAUUCAAGUGGAGGACCAAUCAGUGCAACAGGAACGUGGGGACCAUCAGCAGAAUCCAUCUGAAAAGACCAUCGCACUUCAGAAGGAGACUGCUCUCUCCAUGUGGGCUGAGAUGGAGGAUGAAGAGGCCCUUAUCCCCUACAUCGCUCCUAGCUCUUCGACACUUGGCCCACUUGGCAGCCGGCCUUCAGUCCCAUCAUCUGGCCCGUCGACAAGUAGGGCUCGGAACUCGAAGAAUCUUCCGAAGCCUGAUGACAAGCAGGUCAAACCCGCAGUGGAAGCAGCAAAGCAGAGAACCAAAACAAUGAAAGAUUUCAAAGCAGUUGAGACAGGUUUGUCUAAGGCAUUGAACUUCGGUGAGAACAUAUUGGGUCCUGUUGCUGUGAAGAUUCAUGGAAACGACCAGGACAAGGUGGAUGGUGAUGCUAGCUUAGCACUCCUUCGGCAGCGGAUGGAAUUGCUGAGGGCUGCCAUGAAUAGUUCUGGUGGACAUGAUGGAGAUGUAGCCAGUGAUGUUCUUCUCAAGGCUUGUUUGAAGGACCCGUUUUUGCGGGAACUUCAGGGCAAUAUGCUAUCUGAUCCCAAAGGAGUACAAACCAUUGGGAAGAUUCGUGAUGUGAGGAAUAAGGUUUUGGAGUUACAGCCCAGUGCUUCCAAAGUGAUUGAACUCAUGGACUACCAGCGUAAUGGCUUAGCAGUGCUGCUGCGCAUCAUCCAGUGUGUCGAGAAAGAGGGGGAGACAUGGCGCUCGGGGGUGCAAGCUUUGGCAAACGCCUAUGCCGAAGAGGAAAAGGCAAAACGGAAGGCGGAUGAGAAGGAGAAGAAAGACGAAGAGCGCAAAAGGGUGAGACUGGCAAAGGCAGCUGCUCGUGAUGAAAGGCAGAAAAAGGAAAAGGAAGCAAGGGCUGCUGAACAGGCAGCUGCAGCUGAAGCAGAAGCCGAAGGAGGAGCCGGCAGUGCAGCUGAAGGAGAAGAUGACAAGACAAAGACACGCACACGCAGACGCACAGGAGGAGCUGCAGGUGAACUUGAUCCUUCAGACCCUGCUGUUCUUCGCACCCUUCGGGUUGCGCAUGGACUUCCUAGCACAUCAAUCACAGAAGAGCUGAGUGGCUUUGUCAACAAGAUUUGCAUGCAGCCUAAUCUUCCGACCGUCUUGCGAUUCAAGAAGGGCAUGGCGAAGAAGGCGACCCCUGGCCUCACUUCGAAUGCGGCCUCCACCAUGUCCAAAGUGUUGAAUUCCGAUGCUCAACGCUUUUCCUCGGAGUGCGAGGAGAAAUGGGCUGCCAUGGAGUCAGAAGGAAAGACUGGCCCUGGCAGGAUCAUGUCAGCCUGUCCGUCCUGGGAACCUGCAUUGGCUGAAGAUGCUGCCAAGAAAGAAGUGUUGCGAAUGUCUGGAGUGACUUGGUCUGGCUCUGCGCAUGGAAGUGUCUUUAUUGGUGUAUUACCUGGUGGUAUGGGCGCCUUUGUCUAUCAGUACGAAGGUAACCGGUUGAUUGCCACCAUUGAUGCAUGGGAGGCAACCACUCGCAAGAACCCUGAUCUUGGUGACUUAAUCUCUGAUGACAGCCAAACCACUGCAAAGUUCAAAGCUCUUCUGCAGGAGGCAUGCGAACAUUUUCGAGACUUAGAUGACUCGAACCCUCACAUCUUCAGUGAGCUCCCAUCACUGCGGGUGACCUACGUUAUCCCUGGGGACAUCAUGUAUGUCCCAUUUGGAAGCUUGGUGUGCGAAAAGGUUUGUGGCAGUGGCAACAGCAUCACUCUACGAUCGACAUCUUGCAUCAUUGUCAGCAACCAAAAGCAUGCAGCCCAAUUCAUGCAACUGUCUCUGAAAGAGUCACCUACUUGCAAACUCUACUUGGACUUGAUGUCAGAACUCGUGAAGAAGGAGAAGACCAACUCCGAUGAGAAUGCAUCAUCAGCAUCAGGAGCCAAACCGGUGUCGAAUGAGCAGACUUCUGAAACUGAAACCAAGAACAAGAAUGGUGAGAGUGAGAGCAAGGACUUUUCGGGCAUGUCGGAUGAUGCGAUCAUUGAUGAGAUCAAACAAGUUUUUCAAAAGAUAGAGGCGGAGGACUUCGACAACGUCAACCUUGAAGAGGUGGUCCUCAUGGCAACGUACCACUCAAAGCACCAGUCCUAUGUAAAGUACGUGAUUGCUGAGGUGUGUGAUGAAUGGAGUUGGGGAAACUUUGAAGGUGAUGUGCAUGAAGACCUCAUUGACUUCGUUGACUUCGCCACCGUGAGCGGCCAGUACACGAAAAAUGGCCACGCCAAGAUCGCACCAGAGGAGCCCAACGAGAAGCCCAAGAACAUGGACACCGAGGAAAACACCAAGACAUCUGAGAUGGUGGAUGACAAUGACCAGCUGAAGAAUGCGGAGCCGUUGGAAACGACCAAGGCCAUUCAGGACAGGACUGAAACCACAGCCGCCAAACUGGCCGCCAAACCGUCAGAGAUGGAGAACAAUCAGCUGGAGUUGGAGAAGGAGAACAAUCAGCCGAAGAACAGCAACGAUCCAUCAGGACUGGCCACCAUCCAUGACCAUCAUGAUGAGAAGAAGGAGACUGAGAAGGACCACAGCGGCACCAAUGACAACAAGGAUUCCGGUCUCAACAAGUUGGAGUCAGAGACAGAGAAUGGCAACAAUGGGGUUGGUUCAUCUACUGUGGGUGUGGUAGGUGCAGGUGCUUCCCCAGACCCAGCCGUUGAGAAGCCUGAGUCUAAGUCUAUGCCUGUGAAAGUCCCAGACCCUGACCCAGCCGUUGAGAAGCCUGAGUCUAAGUCUAUGCCUGAGAAAGUCCCAGACCCAGCCGUUGAGAAGCCUGAGUCUAAGUCUAUGCCUGUGAACGUAGUGGAGCCUGAGGCUACGCCGGCACCGGCUAAGCCUAGUAAACGUAAGUCGGAGCCAAAGGCCAAGGCAGCUGCAUCACCAAAGGUGGUGGCGACCCCAAAGAG
Cladocopium goreaui is the source of this 5913-nucleotide messenger RNA. The record is from the annotation of a GenBank genome assembly. NCBI's taxonomy places the organism in Eukaryota, Dinophyceae, Suessiales, Symbiodiniaceae.